Plasmodium yoelii is the source of this 666-nucleotide messenger RNA. RefSeq names its product protein transport protein SEC22, putative. Bases 1 to 666 code for a protein of 221 amino acids. Gene Ontology annotation, molecular function: SNAP receptor activity. Gene Ontology annotation, cellular component: SNARE complex; endoplasmic reticulum membrane; ER to Golgi transport vesicle membrane. Gene Ontology annotation, biological process: vesicle fusion with Golgi apparatus; endoplasmic reticulum to Golgi vesicle-mediated transport; retrograde vesicle-mediated transport, Golgi to endoplasmic reticulum. NCBI's taxonomy places the organism in Eukaryota, Apicomplexa, Aconoidasida, Haemosporida, Plasmodiidae. The record is from RefSeq and is a predicted model, not a curated record. The transcript has 6 exons.
AUGUGUGAUGCAGUGUUGCUAUGUAGAGUUAGUGAUGGACUGACUUUAGUUGAAACAAACAGUGAGACAAAAAAUAUGUCUCAUAAAUUCGAAUUAAAGAAGUUAUGUAAAAAGUUAGAAACAUUUCCUAAAUUAUCAACUAUAGCAUCAAAUCAAUUUAAUUAUCAUUUUUUAAUCGACAAUGGAAUAGCAUAUAUAGCAGUUUUUCCUUUAUCCUAUCCCAAAAAAUUAGCCUUUUUAUUUUUGAAUGAUAUUUGUAAACAAUUUAAUGAAGAAUUGAUGAUACAAUAUGGAACACAUUCAAUAGAUUAUAGAUCAAUUAUUGAAACUAUAGAAAAACCGUAUUCUUUUAUAAAAUUCGAUAGAAAAAUUACAAAAAUAAAACAAGAGUAUAAAGAUCCUCGAUCUAAUAUCGCAAUAAAAAAAUUAAAUGAAAGUUUGAAUGAAGUCAGUAACAUUAUGAGAAGAAAUAUAGAUGACAUACUUUUGAGAGGAGAAAAUUUAGAAGAUGUUGGAAGGAAAGCUUUCAAUUUGAAAUACGAGUCCGAAAAGUUCAAAAAAGCCUCAAGGAUUUUAAGUUUGAGAUAUACUAUGUAUCAAUAUGGGAUUGCGAUUUGUGUAAUUCUUUUUUUUUUUUUAAUUAUAGUUUUUAAAAAUUAUUUUUAA